GUACUCGCAGCAUUUGGGUGGCAUGUGGUCUUCCAGGAACCUCGGUCUCUAAGUGGCGUGGGGCUGUGAGGGCACCCCUGGGGCUAGCCCCGGGACCCCACCCAGGAAUCCUGCGGCGGUCAGCAGGGCUUUCCGCUCCUCUUCUCCGCCUCGGGAGGGCGCUGUGGUGCUGGCCGGCCGCGAGCUCGCUGCCAGCGGUCCCCGCGGCCAGGCUCGCUGCCUGCAAGAUGUCCGUGCGCCGGGGCGAGCGGUCCGCGCGGCUCGGGACCCGCCUCUCCUGGCUGCUGUGCUGCAGCGCCCUGCUGUCCCCAGCCGCCGGGUACGUGAUCGUGAGCUCCGUGUCCUGGGCUGUCACCAACGAGGUGGAUGAAGAGCUGGACAGCGCCUCCACCGAGGAAGCGCUGCCCGCGCUGCUGGAGGACUCGAGCAGCAUCUGGCAGCGGAGCUUCCCCGCCUCGGCUCACAAGGAGGACGCGCACUUGCGGCCCGGGGCCGGGGCUGCCCGCGCCAGGCCACCCCCGGCGCCCCCGGGGAUGUUCUCCUACCGGCGGGAAAGCGGCCCUGCUGCCGGGGCGCCCCCUGACCCGAGACUGCGCGCUGGCACCGCCCGCUCCCUGGCCCACGCCAGCGCCUGGGGCUGUCUGGCCACCGUGUCCGCCCACGAGAAGAUCCCAGGACUGCCGUUUGGGAACUGCCUGCCCAUCAGUGAUGGUCCCUUCGACAACAGUACUGGAAUUCCUUUCUUCUAUAUGACAGCCAAGGACCCUGUGGUGGCAGAUCUGAUGAAGAACCCCAUGGCCUCGCUGAUGCUGCCUGAGUCGGAAGGAGAGUUUUGCAGGAAAAACAUCGUGGACCCAGAAGAUUCCCGAUGUGUCCGGUUAACGCUCACUGGCCAGAUGACUUCAGUAUCUCCAGAAGAAGUAGAAUUUGCCAAGCAGGCCAUGUUUUCAAGGCACCCAGGGAUGAGGAAGUGGCCCCGUCAGUAUGAAUGGUUCUUCAUGAAGAUGAGAAUAGAUUAUAUCUGGCUUCAGAAAUGGUAUGGAGGUGUAUCUGACAUUUCAAAGGAGGAAUAUUUCAAAGCGGUUCCUAGAAAGGCCUGAUGCAAUGGAAGGAAGUCCCUGCUGUUUGCAUUACGGUGAAAACCUUUUACGUGACAGCUCUUGAACGCUGUCUCUUUGUUGAAGGCUUCGUGGUGCCCUGUCACCUACAGCAGAACGAGAGGAUGAAGGGGGAGCCUUGUGCGCGACUUGAGACUCAAGGGGUCAUUUGAAGAUCCUCCGCUUUCACAGGUACUUCACAGAGAUGGCCUUCGUUUCCAUUGUGUUAAUCCAGACUCACCUCUUGGUUGUCAAAACGGCACACUGAGACCUUUACUGGUCCAUUCUUUAGGAAAAAAAAAAUUAUGCCUGUGUGUACAAUAUGACUGCUCUGUAUUGUGAGACUGUUUUUGUUGUUUUCUGUGCCAGACGCAGUGUCUUGGAUCAAAGCUUAUUGCAACCACAAAGGGGUUGAAUAUGCACCACACAGCCUCAAAACUGUGUACAGGGUGAGGGUGGAGGACUAUCUGUCUGUGGGUCACUCAUCAUGCUCCUGGAUUGCAAAUACACCAUUGAGUCACAUUGGCUACAUUGUAGCCAAAGUCACUUAUGGUCACUUAUGGACUCCCCCCCCACCCCUAACGUGAUCAGCAAUGUAAGAACGGGCAAAGUCUGCAGCACAGGCCUAUUCUGUAGAAGCAGAUGUUGGUAGAACACUGAAAAGAAUGGGGUAGAUUUGGCCUCAAGCUUCUUAGAUCCCAGCUGCUCACAUUUUUUAUAGAGAAUUCCCCGCUCGCAUGCAUGAGGAAUGGCAUCCAAAAUAAGAAGCACCUCAUGCCAUGGAUUGUAGAGAGGAAAAGGGAGAAGGGUGAGGCUGGGAAGCAAGCAAAGAGGUCAGUAAGUGAGGGUGCUUUCCACAGGUCAUCUCAUUUAAGCCCUACAACCAAUGAGGGUAUGUCCUCAUUGCCACUUCCAGACAAGGAAACUGAGGCUCUGCGUGGCCAAGUCAAUAUUCAAGGUCAGACUCCUGAACUCCCUGCGCAGAAUGGAUGAGUGCUUUUGAUUUUAAGAACAAAGAGUUACUAAAAUGCUUAGUCGCUGAAAAUCCUUAAAGGGAGUAUGAAAGACAGUGACUGAUUUGUCUGGAGAUGAUUUGUCACUGCUUUCAGGAUUUAAAUAAAAAGGGGAGGGGGGGUCUCUGAAAUUUGAGUACACAUCCUGCAUGGACCGAUGUGUACACACCUAAGAUCUCUUACAAUUGAAAUCUAUAAAGUAUCUGGUACAAUCCAAGUUUUCUAUUUUUCUAUAAUAAUUAUGACUCUCUACGGUGGGUUUGGUAUGCUCUAUAACAUAACAACCAUCAUUAUGUAUAGAAAAUUCUUAAAGAAAAUGUUAUUAGUGGUUUUUGCUUUUGCUUUACAAAAUAAGGCAUGAAGGCUUGAGUUGCCAAAAACAUAUUUUAAGUGCCUGUUACUAAAAACAUAGUAACACGCACACGAUUCUUUUUUUGUCAUAAGCCAAUUCUCAAAAGAGUUCCUAGCAAUGGUAAUUUCUAGUACAUAAAAAUAAGAUAUUUUUUUCAGGGUAUUUCAUAUUUUCAGAGUUUAAAGUUACUGCUACCUUAAUUUUAAGGAAAGAUUGGGGAGAGAAACUAGAAGAACAAGCCACGUACUCAAAAGUACUCCAUAAGUUAACCUCAAACCUUAAUUCUUGGGAUAUCACUCUCUCCCUGUCCUGUCUUGAGAUAAUAUAUCUACGUUAGAUUUGCUUUGAUAUUCAGUUCCAUUUGGCUCCUUCAGGGUCCCUGAUGCUUCAGAGGGUUUUGCAGAAUGGGUUCCAUUUAUAACCACGGGUCAAGGUUGUCAGGUAUUUGUCCAAAUUGCACAAAACAAAAUCUGAACAAUCAGAAUAAUCUUGAAAAUUCACAAGUUUGAGUUGGAUGGGCUCCAUUCAGGGAAUUGUGUUUCAGAAAAAUCUCAAAAAAUGUAUGCUGAUUAAAAAUUUUAAGACUAUAUUGGGGAGCUGAAGGUAGUUCAGUGAAGAGUGCUUGCCUAGUACAUGUGAAGUCCUGGGUUCAAUCUCCAGCAGUGAAAAGGAAAAAAAAGACUAUAAUGGAAGUUUUAGACAUAGUAAGGCAAGGAAAACAAAAUAAAAUGAAUAUGGAUUGGUUAAAAAAAUUAAAAGUAUUCCUAUUUACAGAUGACAUGAUUGUUUACAUAGAAAUUUUAAAUGAUCAACUUCUUAAAUAAUAAUAAUAAUAAAAAAACCACCUGGGACUAGUGAGUGAAGUAAGGUCCCAGGAACAAGAUCAGCACAUGAACAUGUGGAAAUCAAAACUAGAAUCACAAUACCACUUACUGCCACUUCAAAGAAAAUUAAAUCAUACUUGGUGUAAACUUAACAAAACAUGUACAGAAUUUGAAUGCUGAAAGAAAUCAAUGACUUAAAUAAAUGAAGUGUCUUGGAUCAAAGCUUAUUGCAACCACAAAGGGGUUGAAUAUGCACCACACAGCCUCAAAACUGUGUACAGGGUGAGGGUGGAGGACUAUCUGUCUGUGGGUCAGGCAUAUAUAUAUAUAUAGCUUCAUGGAUUUGAAGACACAAAAUAGUAGAGAUGCCAACUCUCCCAAACUGAUCUCUUGGUUGAAUGUAAUUAUUAUCAAAACCCCCGAAAGGUUUUUGUAGACAUAGGCAGACUUUUUCUAAAAGUUUUCAGGCUUUGAGAUAGCUGAAACCAUCUUGUAAAAGAACAAAGUAGGAUAAAUCACUCUAUGCAAUGGAAAAAUUUAUUACAUAGCAAUAGUACUUAAGAUGGUGUGUGAUUGGUAGAGGCUUAAACACAUAGGUGAAUAGAACAGAACAGUGAAUCUAGAAAUAGUCCCACACAAAUAUGCUGAACUAAUUUUUAAUAAAGAUACAGAAUUAAUUCAACAUGAGGAGGAUAAUCUUUUGAAUAAAUAUACCGGAGCAACAGGAAAUCCAUGAGAAAACAAAAUGAACCUUGGACUAAAUUUCAUACCUUCUACAAAAAUUAACUCAAAAGAGAUGGUAUCUGUAACUAUAAAAUGUGAAACUAUAAAACUAUAGAAAGAAAUAUAAAGUCUUUUGAAUCAAUGGCUAAGCAAAGGGUUUUUUGACCUGACACCAAAAUCUACAAAAGGAAAAUUUGAUAAAUUAGACCUUAUCAAAAUUUAAAAGAUUUGUUCUGAAAAAGACCAUGUUAAGAAGACGGAAGGCAGGCUAUAUACUGAGAGCAAAUAUCUGCAAACCACAUAUCUGACAAAAGACUAGUAUCUAGAAUACGUAAAGAACUCUCAAAACCCAAGAGCUUCAAAACUCCAAUUAGAAAAAGAUUAUGAUGGACCAUUUCACUGCAGAGGAUCUACAAAUGGCAAAUAAACACAUGAAAUGAUAUUCAACAUCAUUAGUCAUUAGGGAACAACAAACUAAAACCACAAUGAGGUAUCACUACGCACCUACCAAGUCUGCCAAAAUAAAAGGUAAUGAGAACAUCAAACGUUGGCAAGCAUACCUGCCAGGAAACUGGAUCAGUCAUCCACUGCUGCUGGGAAUGGAAAAUAGAAUAACCACUCUGGGAAACCAUGUGGCUGUUUCCUGACUAGAUGUGUAAUGGCCAUGCCAACCAGCAAUUGCACACUGAGGCAUUUAUGCCAGAGAAAUGAAUACUUAUUUUCAUAGAAUAACUUGCACAUGGAUUAUUCAUAAUAUUAAAGAACUGGAAAUAACCAGCUGUCAUUUAAUCUGGUGGCUGUUAAAACAAAUUGUGAUACAUCCAUUGCAUGGAAAACUAUUCAACAGUAAAAAGGAGCUAAUUACCAAAACAGGCAGCAACUGGGAUGAAUCUCCAGAGAAUUACGCUGAAAGAGAAAAGCCAAUCUUAACAGUUUAUAUAUACUAUGUGAUUCCAUUCGUGGAACAUUUUGAAGUGCAAAAUUAUAGGAAUGAAGGCUAGAUUAGGGGUUGCCAGGGAGGAAGGUAGAGAACAACAGAGGUGGUUGUCACUGUGCAUAGUUAACACAAAAGAACCUGUGGUGAUGGAAAUGCUCAGUAUCUUGACCAAAUCCUGGUUUCGAAAUCGUACUAUCGUUUAGAAAGAUAUUACCUUCGAGGGAAACUGGGUUAAAAGCUUCAGAGCAAUUUUUGAUAUUAUUUCUUAAAACUGCAUUUAAUCUCUAAAUACCUACAACUAUCUCAGAAACUACCGUUAUCUCAGAGGGAAAGGUUUAAUAUAAACAGGACUCAAACUUUCACUUAAACAAGGCAUUGUAUUCUUUCUCUUGUUGGUCCCCAACACAACAAGGAACUGAGCUAGAGCCAAAAUCUAGCAGAAAGGGGACAACAUUUCUUCUCUUUAACCAGAAAUAUGUAUAUGGAAGAGAUGGAAGCCUUCUUUAAUAGUUUUCUAAAUGUAUUCAAUUCCAACAGUGGCUGGGGUAUAGCUCAGUGGUAGGGUGCAUACCUAACAUUCUCCAAGCAGUGGAUCAACCCCCAGCUCUGCAUAAAGGGAAUUGGACAAAUCUGUGUAUAGAUUUUAGGUGGGAUACUAAGGAGGGGAAGAUGUCUUCAAGUUUUUGGCAUGAACACAUUGAGUAAGCUCUGAGUGUAUUUAUGUACCCACAACUGUAUAUAAUGAUUCUCCACUGAUGUUUAUAUAAAUAACUAUAUUUCCAGUGAUCUUCCUCUACCUAUUCUGGGAAGGAAUUCUUUUGUUUCUGUGAAAAAGUGAAGUAGAUUACAGCCAGAUCCCCAUGUUUUUCUUUACAGCGGCUGGACAGAGUCAUGAUGCUGAUGUAUAGUAUAAUUCUGCUGUUUCUUGUUUCAGUAUCCCUUGUCUACCCUGACUCUGUAGCAGAGUUGUUUGGGAGUUGAAAGUGUGUUUCUACAAUUUCCCUAAAGCAUCUGUAUUUCAUCUUUAAUAACUGAACUGAAUCAAAUACUGUUUGGAAAAUAAAACUGCCCUGGAAUAUUUUAUUGAUGUUUCUUUGAUUGCUAUAGCAGUGAUUAUGGAAAAUUUGAAUUGUAAUGAAGCUAUGAUUUGUCUGUGCCAUGUAAUGCAUGUGGACUGUAAAAUGUUUCCAAAACUAGAUGUGUCUGUGUCACCAAAGACUAUUUCCUGAUGUGGUUUCUGUGCUUGGUUAAAUGAAAUUAUGAUAUUUA
Molecule: messenger RNA, 6215 nt
Organism: Ictidomys tridecemlineatus (thirteen-lined ground squirrel)
Lineage: Eukaryota; Metazoa; Chordata; Mammalia; Rodentia; Sciuridae
Gene: Creg2
Product: cellular repressor of E1A stimulated genes 2
Source: RefSeq, a predicted model, not a curated record